AUGUCCUACGGGUAUCCUGGCCAGGGAGGCUACGGCGCCAACCACGGCGGUUACGGUGGCGGCGGAGGCUAUGAUGCACCUCCCGGCCCGCCGCCUCCCCGCCGCUACCACCAAGAUGAGUACGACGCUCCUCCGGGGCCACCGCCUUCCCGUCCCAGCUAUGGCCGGGACGACUAUGGUGCUCCGCCAGGACCCCCACCACCUCAGAGUUAUGGCGGACGCGAUUACCACCGUCCGCCCCCCGGCCCACCUCCUCCUGAAGCGAACUAUGCUGCUCCUCCCGGGCCGCCACCCUCGAGCGGGGACUACCGUCCUCCCUCUGGUCCUCCCGGCGGGCGAAACUACGGAUAUGGCCAGGCGCCCCCUGACGCCUACCCAGACCGCGCCUACACUCGCCAGUACAGCCCGCCCAACUACCCUCCUCCCUCGGGUCUCGAUGUCUACGGCUAUCCUGUGAACAGGCCCGACAGCAACAGGCCUCGUCAUGGCGGCUACACCGAAGAUUUGGACGGUGAUGAGGAUGAUGGCGUUGACGAGGUUAUCUACCCUGUCGACCAUAAGGAGGCCGGCCACAUUGUUGACGACGAGAUGCAUCGGAUCAUGGUGAAGCCGCUCUUGCCCGGUGUGCGUCUGACCGCCAUCUUCGACUCAUGCCACUCCGGUACUGCUCUCGACCUGCCCUAUGUGUACUCUACCAAGGGAGUCCUGAAGGAGCCUAAUCUGGCCAAGGAAGCAGGACAGGGCCUGCUGAGCGCUGUGACGGCGUAUGCUAGCGGCAACAUGAGUGGAGUGUUCAGCUCGUUGAUGGACUUUGGUAAGAAGGCCAUGAAUGGUGACGAUGCGUACGAGCAAACAAAGCAGACUCGCACAUCGCCUGCCGAUGUCAUCAUGUGGUCCGGCAGCAAGGAUGAUCAGACUUCCGCCGACGCCACGAUCGCCAACAAGGCCACUGGCGCCAUGUCACACGCCUUCAUUUCCGCCCUCAAAGCCAACCCGCAGCAAAGCUACGUUGAGCUGCUCAACAGCAUCAGAGAGAUCCUAGAGGGCUCGUACAGUCAGCUGCCGCAGCUUUCGAGCAGUCACCCUAUGGACACGAACCUUUUGUUCGUUAUGUAA
Messenger RNA from Verticillium alfalfae VaMs.102, 1116 nucleotides. RefSeq names its product metacaspase-1. The record is from RefSeq and is a predicted model, not a curated record. The coding region runs from base 1 to 1116 and encodes 371 amino acids. The transcript is spliced from 4 exons. Gene Ontology annotation, biological process: proteolysis. Gene Ontology annotation, molecular function: cysteine-type endopeptidase activity. Lineage: Eukaryota; Fungi; Ascomycota; Sordariomycetes; Glomerellales; Plectosphaerellaceae.